Molecule: messenger RNA, 1737 nt
Organism: Cuscuta campestris
Lineage: Eukaryota; Viridiplantae; Streptophyta; Magnoliopsida; Solanales; Convolvulaceae
Source: the annotation of a GenBank genome assembly
CUUUUCAGAUACUUUGGUUUUUUUUAUUUUAGCAUUAAUAUAAUUUUUUCAACAUGCAAAACCAUGUGGUAUAAAUGGGUAAUGAUAAAAAUCAUAUAUUUAGAAAUUAUAUCAUGUACGAAACAAAAAUGAUAAAAAUCUUUCAUUUUAUCAUUGGAUGGUCAUUUUGGGAGGGAGGAGUAGAGACCUAAUUCAAACCGUUUCUUUCCUUCUUCUUCCUCAUUAUUUUCUUCUUCGCCUUCUCAGCGCCUACUUUCCCGCCAUCUCACAUCACUCCGCAGAAGAGCAGACCUUUCAACAAAUAUGGGCCGAGACAACCCGCCGGCGGAGCAAGCCCAAGUCCUGCUCCGAACCCGAAUUUGCAACCCGAGUUUCGUCUUCACUCUUCUUCCCGAUUCACCGGACAGCAAUUACAGCAAAUUGAAGUACAUAGUAUCUAGCUCAGUCACCGAAGGCUGUAACAGUUCGGUUUUGCUUCUUGGUCCCCGUGGGUGCGGUAAAAUCGCGGUUCUGGAGCUUGUUCUUGAGGCAUUACUAAAUGAGUUUCCAGAUAUGAUCUCAGUGAUUAAGCUCAAUGGACUGUUACAUAGCGAUGACAAUUGUGCCUUAAAGGAGAUUGCAAGGCAAUUAUGUUUGGAACAUCAGUUGCUUUUCUCAAAAAUGGCAUCAUCUGAUGAUAACACUCGGUUCUUGAUAGCGAUUUUAAGGGAGUGCGGAUUGGCUCAUAAAACAGUUAUAUUUGUACUAGAUGAGUUUGACCUUUUUGCACAGGGUAAACAACGGUUACUUUAUAGUUUGUUAGAUGCAAUGCAAUCUGUGACAUCACAAGCUGUGGUUAUUGGUGUCAGUUGCCGGUUGGAUGCUGAUCAACUCCUAGAGAAAAGAGUAAGGUCUCGUUUCUCACAUAGGAAACUAUUGUUUUUGCCUCCAUCAAGGGAAGUUUUGGACCGAAUUUUGGAGCAGAUUUUGCAGUUGCCGAAGGACACCGGCCUUCCUACUAAAUAUGUAGAUGCUUUCAACACCAAACUUCUUAGUAUUUUAUCAGAUCGCACAUUCAAAGACAUUAUUGAUUCGCUGUGCUUCUCUGACUCAACAUUCAACCAACUUUUAAAAUUCUUGUUCUCUGCUGUGUCUCAAAUGGAUAUGAAAUCUGGUUUGUUAUCAAUUGAGAACUUUAGAACUGCACUCUCAAAUACCCAAAGGCAACCCAAAUUGGAGUGUUUGAAAGAUUGCUCUAUUUUGGAGCUGUAUAUUCUUGUUUGCAUGAGAAAGUUGGAAGUCAAUCAGCAAGAGUCUUGCAACUUCAACUCCAUCAUGAAAGAGUACAAGAACAUUCAUGAUACUUCCCACACUUCUGAUUAUUAUGCUAGGAAUGUAUGCCUGCGGGCAUUCGAGCACCUGGUUCAGCGCGAGCUGAUCUCCUUCACCGGGAACAGGGGCCAAAACCAGUCUAUCGAAUUCCGGCCAGUAAAGCUUCUGAUCUCCUUCCAUGAACUCCAACAAGGACUCAAAUCUUAUCCUUCUUGUCCUCUGCCUCUUCUUAGGUCAUUGUAAAUUGUUGUAAUGGGUCACUUGUGUUUACUUUUGUGUUUAAGUGGGGGGUCUCUUAGAAAGAGUAUCCCUUAAUCCAAGUAAGGGCAACAGACCCUCCUCAUACCCCACUCUUUAAGUUGGGAGUCUCUUAGAAACAGUCUUCCUAAAUCUAAGUAAGGGUAACCACCCAACUCUUGUAUGGUU